This is a messenger RNA of Corylus avellana, 495 nucleotides long. RefSeq names its product Heavy metal transport/detoxification superfamily protein. The record is from RefSeq and is a predicted model, not a curated record. Lineage: Eukaryota; Viridiplantae; Streptophyta; Magnoliopsida; Fagales; Betulaceae. Gene Ontology annotation, molecular function: metal ion binding.
UUCAAAAGAGCAUCUCCUCUUUCUCUUCUCUCCUCGAGCGAUCCUUGGAAUAUUUGUAGCCUUCAAAAACCGCAAACCAUGUCUUCAAUGGUGGAGGUUAGAGUUCCAAAUCUUGACUGCGAGGGAUGUGCUUCAAAGUUAAAGAAAGCUCUCUUCAAGCUCAAAGGAGUGGAAGAGGUGGAAGUAGAAAUGGAGACACAAAAGAUUACAGUGAGAGGGUAUGCGCUGGAGGAAAAGAAAGUGCUUAAAGCAAUAAAGCGAGCUGGGAAAGCAGUGGAGCCAUGGCCAUUCCCUGGAUAUUCUCAUUUUGCGUCGUUUUACCAAUAUCCCACUUACAUUGUCAACCAUUAUUAUGACACUCACAAAAAUGAAGCAUCCACCGGCGUACAUUCUUUCUUCCAUACCCCUGCUGUUUACUCCGUCGCCGUCGCCUCCGAUGAGGCCAUUGCUUCUCUCUUCAGCGAUGAUAAUCCGCAUGCUUGCACCAUUAUGUGA